GCCUGCAGCCAGCCGCUCUGCCUCCUUCCCCUCAUACAAAUUAUAAUACACCAACCAUUCCCUCCUCUAUUAUCACCCAGCCGCUAUUACCCGCUCCUUCACCGCCGUCUGACAUUCAUGCAUCUUCUCUCAAAGCAGAUUGAUUCCUAGAGGCAGGAAAGCUCUCUCCUUCAUCAUCCAUUUGUGUUGUUCCAACGAAGACUUUUGCGUGAAUUGCCACGCUCUGGAUAUUCCAACGGCUGCUCUGGGAGUUCUAAAGGUUUCUCUGCUAGCAAAUAAAAAUGUGCAUUGGAGCUGAGAAAAGAUUUAAAGAUCAAGUGCUCUUGUUGGAGCAAUGGAUGAUUUCUUAAUAAGAUGCAAACAACUUGUGCUGAUCAUGGGAUUGAAAUUCUAAUCACUGUCUUGGACCACUGUUGUGAAUUUAUGGAUUGGAAGAAGCAUAUCUUUGAUUAAAACCCUUUUCACCAUUCAGCCCUCUUUUUUUUUUUGGUGCCACUUUCUGUUAUCCUUUGAAUUUGCAUAGCUCGAUAUGCUGUGGAGAUAUAGGAGUUUGCUACACAUUGUGCAACAAAGAAAAUUUUGGAAUACACUAUCUUUUAAAUCAAUCCAUCACAUAUGUGCAACAACGCACCAUGUACCAAAUAAUUAUGACCGAGAUGAAUAUUUUCACAAUAAAAGGAAACCAAUCAUUCUUACAGCUCCUAUGAUAUAUUCAACUUUGUUGAAUUGCCCUUCUGAUUUGAUUGCUUUGUGUUUUUUCCUUUGGUGUGCAAAACAAAGAAAUUAUUUUCAUGAUAGUCAAUCAAUUGGUCACAUGAUUAGUGUCGUUGCUCGUUUGACUGAACAAUACAAGACUGUGAGAGGACUUGUUAUUGAAUUAGUGAAUAUUGGAUGUGUAAUAAAGGCACAAACUUUUAUGCUUUUGUUGAGGAUUUAUUGGCGUGGAGGAUUGCAUGAGAGGGUUUUUGAGGCUUUUGAGGAAAUGAGGCGCUUUGGCUACAUGCCUAACACAUUUGCACAUAAUGUUAUUAUGGAUGUCUUGUUCAAGGUUGGGCAUGUUGAGCUAGGUAUCAAGAUUUUGAAGGAGACCAAGGUGCCAAAUUUCUUGAGUUUUAACAUUGCAUUGUGUAAUUUAUGUAAGACUAAUGAUUCAGAUACGUUGCGGGAUGUUAUUAGGAUUAUGUUGAGAAAGGGGUUUUAUCCCAAUGUUCAUACAUUUGAGAUGAUUUUAAAUUUUUUCUGCAAGAAGGGUAGGAUGGUGGAGGCAUAUCAAGUAUUAGGUCUUGUCCUUACAUUGGGAACUUCUUUAUCUGUCAAUGUUUGGAGUGCAUUGAUAGAUGGCUUUUGUCGCUUGAGCAAACUUGAUAUUGCAGGUUAUUUAUUGGGAAAAAUGGUUGAGACUGGCUGUACUCCUAAUGUUGUAACAUAUACAUCUUUGAUUAAGGGAUUCAUGGAAUCCAAAAUGGUGGAUAAUGCCUUUGGUAUUUUAAAUACUAUGGAGUUAGAAGGACAAGCCCCUGACUUGGUCUUUUACAAUGUAUUAAUAGAUUGCUUAUCAAAGAAUGGGAGAUAUGAUGAUGCACUUAGUCUGUUUCAUAGUUUGUCACAACGGAAAUUGGUUCCAGACUGUUAUACAUUUUCUUCUUUAUUAUCUACUUUAUGUUUGUCUAAGAGAUUUUCACUUUUACCGAAGUUAGUAAAUGGACUUGUGGUAGAAGCAGAUCUAGUAGUUUGUAAUGCACUUUUAAGUUACUUUUGUGAGGCUGGACUUCCAUCUCUUGCUGUGGAAUUAUAUAAUGAUAUGGUGGGUAGAGGUUUGAGACCUGAUAGGUACAGCUUUGUUGGAUUACUUUGUGGACUAUGUGGAGAUGGAAGAAUUGAUGAAGCAGUCAGUGUGUACCAAGGGAUUGUCAUGACUCAGAAUGCUCUUGAUGCACAUGUACAUACUGUUAUUAUAGAUAAACUUAUAAAAGCUGGUAAAUGUCAUAGAGCCAUUCGAUUGUUUAGAAGAGCCAUUGUAGAGAAAUACCCACUAGAUGUUGUAUCAUAUGCUGUUGCCAUUUGUGGACUUCUUAAGGGUGGGAGGAUUGGAGAUGCAUCUACGUUGUAUGGUCAGAUGAAAGAGGUUGGAUUAUCUCCUAAUGCUUACAUUUACAACAUGAUGUUGUCUAAUUUCUGUAGGGAAAAAGAUAUUAAAAUGGUCAAACAAUUGUUGCAAGAAAUUAUUGAGGCAAGAAUUCAUCUGAACUACAGGACAUUCAUGAGGGUAUCUUUUCUUCGACAUGCGCUUAGGAAAAGAGAUGAUUCAGAUGAUAUAUUGAUGCAGAAAUUGAUUGAGCUCUGAGGCAGGUAGAGUGUUUGUUCCUUGAUUGCAGUGAGUCUAGGGAUGAUAUGCCACUCUCUGGUGCUCCUUCUUUCAUCAUAGGAAUCUGCUUGCUUCAUGGUAUCUGUCCUUUCCUCUUUCUGAACAAAAAACAUACAAGCACCAAGAUAGCUUCAGUUCUUAGGAUUUGGAUGCCAUGUUUUCUUGCAAUAGCUUGUUAAUGUAUUGAUAAUUCAGGGACCAAUAAUUUUUUUCUUCAAAUAGAAUGUCUAGUCAUGCCCAACUAUUGAACUUUAAGAAUUUCCCCACUCCCUCUAAAAUAUGAAGUAAUGGUAUCUGCUUCUUGUUAGGAAAACUAUUUGUAUUCUGUAUUUGAAACAUGGCACAUGAUAGGCCCUUCAAAUUAGGUCAUCUUGAUACUUUCCAUUUCUGUGGAGUUGAGAUUAUUAUAUUCACAUCAUUCAUGUGAAGUUCAGCUGAGAUUUGACGUACAUUCUACCUUGUUCAAUUUGUUAAUUAGGUUUAGUAGGGUGGUAAUGAACUAUGGUUUUGAUGCCUACACGAUUGAAAGUUUCUUUGUGCUAAUGCGAAUAAAUAGGAUUCUUCACUUGAUUUUUUUCCUCGGUGCCUUUAGAGGAGUUGCUUAGAUAUGGUGCAUGCCAAAAAGUGGAAAAGGUUUCUUUCUGCCUUGAAGGGCCACAUUGAAUGUUUGACUGAUGUUGCAUUUUCUCCUGUGCAAAAUUAUUUGGCUACUGCUUCUCUUGUCUGGACUGCAAGGUUGUGGAACUCUGCUGGAUCUCUCCUGAAUAUUUUUGAAGGCCAUCUGAAUCGUUAUGCGCAAAUUUCUUUCCAUCCAUUAGGAAAAUACAUGGGAGCAAGCAGCUUUGGUAAGACAUGGAGACUGUGGGACAUAAAUACCUGAGUAGAGUUGCUUCUUCAAGAAGGUCACAGUAGGAAAGUCUAUGGAGUUGCCUUCCACCAUGAUGGAUCAGUGGCAGAUUUUUGUGGACUGGGUUCGUUGAUACGUGUUUGCAACCCAUGCACAGGAAGAAGUAUUCCUGCCUUUGAAGGCCAUGUGAAGCUGGUGGAACUUUAAAUUUGUCCUUGGCCUUAGUUUUUCAUCCAAUGGAUAUCUAUUGACUAGUGGUGAGAAAAUACGUGUUGCAUAUGGGAUUUGAAGACUACUUAUAUUAUUCCAGCACACUCGAGUAUGAUAUCACAAGUGCAGUUUCAGCCUCAAGAAGGGUACUUCCUAGUGACAGGCUCGAAUGACAUGACAACUAAGGAGCAUUUUCUUUGUACUAUAUACAUUUAUAUAGGGGUGUGACUUGGCUUGAGCUCGGCCCGAUUAUCUUAAAGAGAGCUUGAGCUUGCCGAGCCAGUAAUAUCUUGGUUCAAGCUUAAGCUCAAGACAAGAAUGAAUGGUUCGAGCUCAGCUCAAAAAAUAACAUUUGACCCUUUAAUUUUCAAAAUAUUAAUUUAAACCCUAUAAUUUAUAUAUUUAUCAAUUACCCUCUAUAUUCAAAGUCAUAAAGCAAAAUUUCAGGGGUAUAAAUAUAAGAUUUGAAACUAUUAGGGUAUAUUGAUAUUUUACUCUAGUUAAGCUUUGAGCUCACUAGCACACUGAGCCAACCAACAUCAAGCAUGAGCUUGGCUUGAGAGUUGAACAAGUUUUUGUUUGGCUUAUUUCAAUUUGUGUGUACUUAGGUUUGAUCUGGUGAAGACUUUAGGCUUAUAAAAUUCUAAUAGGCCACAUGUCACCAGAGUAUAUAAAAGGAAGAAGGGCAACUUGGGAGAUGCAACACAAGAUAAUGUGGAAUUGGUUACAAAUGAAGGCUUGGGAUUGAGACGAGGAGGAGGGAAGUAGAAGCUUUUCGGGAUAGAGUUGGAACUUUUAAAAAAGGCUGGAAGGGAGGCAAACAUCAAGGAGGGAAAAACAGAAAGGAAAGGGAAGGAUUUUGGGUGCUAUAGCCUAGAGCAUCGAGCACCUCUGUUGCCGGAAUUUACUUUCUGUUUCUGUCACUCAAUAAGUACUGGAGAGUAGACUCCAAUAAGUUGUAAUUCAGAACCCAAUCAAUAAAAGAGAGUUUGAUCGUUCCCUA
Molecule: messenger RNA, 4425 nt
Organism: Mangifera indica (mango)
Lineage: Eukaryota; Viridiplantae; Streptophyta; Magnoliopsida; Sapindales; Anacardiaceae
Product: putative pentatricopeptide repeat-containing protein At1g16830
Exons: 5
Coding region: 530-2344 (604 amino acids)
Molecular function (GO): protein binding
Source: RefSeq, a predicted model, not a curated record